CACAACAUAUACACAUAUCAUUAACUUUCCACACCUGUGGAUAUCUCACACUACAUUCGAAGCUAGUAUGCACAUGAAAAUGUUCUCAAAACAUUUUUACAAAAAGGUGUGGAUCACUGGCCAAAAUCCCAAGUAGUAGUCCAAGCACAGAAUAGUUGAAGACCAUACCUCAUCCUGGCUUCAACUCUAGCUCCUCUCCCACCUAACACUUAUCUACUGCUGCUGCUGAUGAUCUGCUUACACAUAGCAUAAGCAGAGAAGAAGAAUAAAAGAGGGUCAGCUCAUAGCUGAGUGAGAUAAUCAUAGCAUCGUGAGUUCAUAACAGAGCAUACCCCUAUCAUACAUCUAACAAUCAAACCAAAACACUAGGAUCGGACCUCAGCCAUCCUCAUAUCCCAAUAGGCAAAAGACUCAACCACCUUGACUUAUGCAUAUGCAUCUUAUCAUGUUUUAAUCAUAGGCGCCUGGCUACUCCCAUGCUAAUAACUCUCCCGGGAAACAUACCCCACAUCCCGUCGGAUGUAGUCAUACAUACCCCAACAUCCCGUCGGAUGUGGUCAUACAUACCCCACACCACUAUGGGUGUAGUCAUACCCCGACACCACUCUGGGUGUGGUCAUAUCUCGUAAGAAUUCUUCAGUCACCACCACAUGAGAGGUGUGACUAUCAUACAUAUCAUAAUAGAGUAAUAGCAUAGGGAGCCCUAAUUACUAUGUAGUUGACCGUGAGACCACAACAUUCAUAUUUGGUAUCCCUGUACAUGAUUCAUAUCUCAUCUUGCUUAACCAUAAUUCAUUACUUACACAUGUACUUGACCUGACCAUAAUUGGCUCAACAUAGGUAAAUCAGGAGUCGUAUAAUUGCACUUCCUCGGGAUAAACCCUCGUGCAAGUCAUCCUCCUUAAAACAUCAUAAUAUCACCCUGGGAAGUUUAUUCCCCCACUUAUGGAUCCAAAUACAACCAUAAUAUCACACCAUGUCAAAACCCCUUAUCGAACAACCAUGAAGUCAUAUCAAUAGUUAAGCCACAAAUGGCAACAUGUAUGCAAUCAUCCACAUAAACAAGGUUCAUAUCGAUUAGGGCAAGUCAAUAAUAUCAUACAACAGUUGAUGACUCGGUAUUUGCACAUGUUUACCCCUUUGUUUCUUGAUUGUUUGAGCUUGAAUUAUUGCGUCUUUGGCCUAUUUUAUGCUAGGUUGUAUUCCUUUGUCCCAUUUCAGGUCCUAGCACAUAAAGUGAAGCAUAGGCGCAAGUUUCAAGUCAAUCAGAGAUCAAUUGACGAUUCGAGAGAAGAAACUCGGGCAUGACCUGAAGAAGAAUGGAUUUCUACCUCACUUUAUGGACAAAGAAUCAUGCAAGCUUGUUAUGAAACGAAAGAGGACGAGACUACGAGCGUCUGGGAUCAAACGGCGAUUGAUUCGGAGUCCGGACGAGGGAGAAACGAAGCAUUAAACAGAGGCUGAGCAAGCUGCACGGGCAGACUAGGGAGGCUGCACGGGCAGACUAGGGAGGCUGCACGGCCGUGCACGUGAGCAAUAUGGCCGUGCGCCUUAUGCCGAGGACACGCACGGGCAACCCCUGAAGCUCGCACGGCCGUGCACCCUGGCCGUGCGAGAGGGCUGAAGUUCGACUAAAUGACACGCUGCGUUUUGAGUUGCACGGCCAGAAUGGUGAUAUGCACGGCCGUGCACCCUGGCCGUGCGAGUCGGGAUUUCCUGGUUUUAAGCCAAAUUCCGAACCAAAGAAGAGGGAGAGCUGGGUUUUGGAUCCCAAACACCCAAGGGACGAACCCUAGAGAGAGAGGGCGAUUUGAGGGCAUUCUUGGAGUAGAGAAGGAGGAUUUCUUCGCCUUGGAAGCUUGAGGAACAAGCCCGGACUUGAAGACUGAUCAUCUGAAGAUUCUUACUGCAGUCUCUCUCUUCUCUAUGGAGUAACUUCCCUUCACUUAGGUUUUGAGGAACCCUAGCUAUGUUUGUUUGAUUGGAUGAUUGUAUGAGUACUCUGACUGGAUAAUCUUGAGUUCAUAUUCAAUCUAUGCAUGUUUUCAUGAUUCAAUUCUGCUUUAGUCGAGAUUAUUGAUUCUGCUUUGAUUCUAUGAGAGGGAAUACCUGAUUAGGUCAAUAGAGCACCAUAGAUUGAUAGUAGUGGAUCGAUUGCUUUAGUCGAGGGUUGAUUCACUGCUUUGUAUCGAUUGAGAACCUCUUUCGAUAGAGGGAGUCUAGUUCAGAACGCCUUGAUCAGUUGUUCUAGAGAAGGAUACGUCCCUCUAGGCAAUUGACUCAAGAGGGCCUUGUUCCUUUAGUCGAGACUCAAGGUCUAGUCAAGGAUUCUCCGCAUUGUGAAUGAAAGUGAAACAGGUUAGAGAUCAUCAAUCGUUAAUCUGGCUAGUGGCUAGGGGGAAUCAUACCUAAGUGAGUUCCCAACCUGUAAUUAGAUUAACUUUAACUGUAGUUUGCUAGAGUAGUUUUAGUUCUUUCAUCUUAAUCUGAUUUGCUAAAUAAUAAACUGAAGCUGAGUAAUAGUAACUCUAGAGACCCGUGGAUUCGAUAUUUAUCACUUGAGCCACUAUACUGCAGUCCCUUUCAUUGGUUACACUUGGCCUUUGUUAGGUGUUGUGUCGUAGCGAGUCAAGUUUUUGGCGCCGUUGCCGGGGACUUUCUAGUGUAUUAGGAAAGGCAGAAGUUUGUUACUUUAGCGUUUUUCUUUUCUUUUCUUUUCCACCCUUGCUUUUCACUUGGGUGUUUUUGUUUUUGUUGGUGCAGAUCUGAAUCAUGGAUCCUAAUGGCUUCUCCAAUCAUUGGGGGUAUCCACCACCAUCUGGGUGGUAUUACCCCGAGACUCCCUGGAGCAAUCAAGGCAGAGAAGACUAUGGAUUCGGGUUCCAGUACCAACCCCCUUACUACGGAGAACAACCGGACCCCUGGGCAUAUCAAGAACAACCUCAUUAUCAAGAAGAAUUUCUCCCACAACCAGAAGGGCCAUCGGCGCUGGAGUUACUCAUGGAGCAGUAUGCUCGAGAUUGUGAGAGAACAUGCUCCAGGAUGGAUCAGUGUGUCCAGGCCUAUCGUGAAACAGAUGAGAUCCUCCUGAGCCUUAAGAAGAGCGUCGAUGAUCUUGAGCGAUCUUGGGCGCAACCUGCUCCAGAUCACCCUUCUGCUACCAUACAAGAAGAGGAGGAGGAAGAAGAAGGCUACAAGGGCAUUGUGGAACACACUGAAGUCGUCACGGAGAGCUCCCGUGAUGAUCAUGAUCAGGCCUGUCAUGUCGUAGCCGACCACACCUUCCCACACCCCAAACUGAGCUUUGAAGAGGCGGGCAUGAGUGAGGAGAUGCAAGAAGAUCUCAUGAAAGAAAUUGCUUGGCAACUUGCUCUCCAAUCCGUGCUAGAAGAAGAAGAGCAAGAAAGGGUGCAGAAAGAAGUUGUGGAGGAUGAUGAAAGUGAAGCUAGAGGAGUUCUUGAUCAUUUCCCAGGGGUGAUACCACAUGAAGAAGGAAGGGAGGUUGAAGAGGCGAUUGGCGUCCAGGCUGAGGACGAAGUUGAGGUGGAAGAGGCUUGCACCGGCCAUGAGUUACAUGUGAUAUCUCCACCAAACUUCGAGGAACUGCUUAGCAAGGACCCAUUUGCAGUGUCUCUUUGCCAGACUAAGGCCACCUCGACAUCGGUCCCUCUUGGUGGACGCGAUGGUGGCCAAUCGAUGCUGUCAUAUCUGGUUUGGGGCAAUGAGACGAGAGAAGAGAAGGAGAGGUCUCGAGGGUGGAGACUUCAUCUGCAUCAAGUACAUGAGCCUUCAUCACCUGCCACAUCACAUGCUCAUGACUUGAGACUCCACCUCAUCGACGAGAACCUCAACUUCAAGGAGGUUCUCUCAUGGACCGAAACUUAGGAGCCAUCGUCCGGCUCACGACGUGAAAGAAGCGCUUGUUGGGAGGCAACCCAACCAGUCGGUUUGCAUCUCUUUCUCUAUUUCUCUUCGGUUGAGUCAGUUUUGUUCUUUGAUUUCAGAGUCAAUAAUUCAACCUUUGUGAGAUUUUGUGUGGUGUUUGUGUUUCGACUACUUUGUCCUCCUGGAAUGCACCGCCUUCCUCGUCCACAAUCAUUCACCGUUGAUAUGGUAACUUCGUUCUACCCUCCUUAUCUUUCCUCCAUUGAGGACAAUGUCGUGCUUAAGUGUGGGGGGAUGUUCGAUUAUGUAUGUGUGUGAAUGUUUGACUGUUUGUGUCUUGGAGCCUAGUCCACUGUCCAAAUUUCGAUUUGAGGGCUCCAAGUACGUGUUCCAUGCAAUUGCCUGCUCAGUAUGCUUUGAAUUGACAGUCUUUAUAGUAAUAUGCAACCCAAGGAGGUAGUGUAGCACUAUGGAGGAUGUUGAUGCAUUUACGAAGUCUCAUUUCUUCUUCAUAUUGAGUUGGUUGAUUGAGUGAAUUAGUGAUCUUAGGACCCUUGAAUUGUGUGGUGUUUUGGAUUCUCUACCUGUCAUGGACUCUUGUAUCAUGUUUUGAAAAUAACAGGUGCUCGAAAAUGUGCUUCAAAAUAAACGUCUCCCGUGCGA
Linum trigynum is the source of this 4548-nucleotide messenger RNA. Lineage: Eukaryota; Viridiplantae; Streptophyta; Magnoliopsida; Malpighiales; Linaceae. The record is from the annotation of a GenBank genome assembly.